GUGAGGGAUGCUGAGGACAAGGGCAGCGGCGCAGGGCAUGGGUGUGAGCAGGAGAACUGAGAAAAUUGCACCAGAAGGAGCUGAGGGGCCCCCUGUGGAGGCCGGGAAGGAGUCGGGGUUGGUGGCCCAGAGCUGUAUUGUGUUGGAAGUCUUCCUGCCUGAACUUGGUGUUGAUGUUUUCCCUUCACUCCAUCAAGUGGACGGGGGUGAAGGAGAUGGGAGGACUACUGCAAGCGGCCCUGAAUUCUAAGGGAUAAAGAAGUCCCACAGUUGACUCUCUCUCCUACCCCUUCUCCAGAUCUGAUUUCACAUAGAUGUUCCUGAGAACAUUGCCACCUGCCCCUCCCUUUCCCAUCCUACUAAUCCCCUCCCUCCCUCCCUCCCUCCCGCAACCCUUCCCUCCUUUCCUUUCCUUUCAGGGAAACUGGCCAGAGUAAGGCAGCCCUUUAACCAAAUGUAGACUCUGUGAAGUUUUCUUUUUCUUUCUGGCAACAAAGUAUUGCGUGAGAGGGAAUGGGAGAAGAGCACAGAAAGCAGGGGGGUGGCUCUUGGAACAACCACGUUAAGGCCCAUCUUCUCCCAAAGAGCGGGAUGAGUGGGUGCUCCGGCGGGGAUGUGGUCAUUUCGGACCAGUGAGAGCGGGAGUGCCACAGCCCACUUCUUCCUUGGAGCUGGAGAUGAGGGGCUGGGCACCCGUCAUCGAAUAGGCAUGAGGACAGAAGACAGUGACAGCGAGCUCCUCGAGGAUGAGGAGGAUGAAAUGCCUCCUGAACCUCAGAUCAUUGUUGGCAUCUGUGCCAUGACGAAGAAAUCCAAGUCCAAGCCAAUGACCCAAAUCCUAGAGAGACUCUGCAGAUUUGACUACCUGACUGUUAUUAUCCUGGGAGAAGAUGUGAUCCUCAAUGAACCUGUGGAAAACUGGCCAUCCUGCCACUGCCUCAUUUCUUUCCACUCCAAAGGCUUUCCUCUGGACAAAGCUGUUGCUUACUCCAAGCUUCGAAACCCCUUUCUUAUCAAUGACCUGGCCAUGCAGUAUUACAUCCAGGAUAGGAGGGAGGUGUACCGGAUCCUGCAGGAGGAGGGUAUUGAUCUGCCUCGAUAUGCUGUGCUCAACCGUGACCCUGCCAGGCCUGAGGAGUGCAACCUGAUAGAAGGUGAAGACCAGGUAGAGGUGAAUGGGGCUGUCUUUCCCAAGCCCUUUGUGGAGAAGCCUGUGAGUGCCGAGGACCACAAUGUCUACAUCUACUACCCCAGCUCUGCUGGAGGGGGAAGCCAGCGCCUCUUUCGGAAGAUUGGCAGCCGAAGCAGCGUUUAUUCUCCUGAGAGCAGCGUCCGAAAGACAGGGUCAUACAUCUAUGAGGAGUUUAUGCCAACAGAUGGCACAGAUGUCAAGGUAUAUACAGUGGGGCCAGAUUAUGCCCAUGCUGAAGCCAGAAAAUCUCCAGCUUUGGAUGGGAAGGUCGAACGAGACAGUGAAGGGAAAGAGAUUCGAUAUCCGGUCAUGCUGACUGCCAUGGAAAAGCUGGUGGCCAGGAAAGUCUGUGUAGCUUUUAAGCAAACAGUGUGUGGUUUUGACCUUCUUCGUGCCAACGGUCAUUCCUUUGUAUGUGAUGUCAAUGGCUUCAGUUUUGUCAAGAAUUCGAUGAAAUACUACGAUGACUGUGCCAAGAUUCUGGGGAACACCAUAAUGCGAGAACUUGCCCCUCAGUUCCAGAUCCCGUGGUCCAUCCCCACAGAGGCCGAGGACAUCCCCAUUGUCCCUACCACAUCUGGCACUAUGAUGGAACUUCGUUGUGUCAUUGCGAUUAUUCGUCAUGGGGAUCGUACCCCCAAGCAGAAGAUGAAGAUGGAAGUGACACACCCAAGGUUUUUUAGCCUGUUUGAAAAGCAUGGUGGUUACAAGACAGGGAAAUUAAAACUAAAGAGGCCCGAACAGCUGCAGGAGGUGCUGGACAUUGCAAGGCUGCUGUUGGCUGAACUGGAGAAAGAACCUGGGGGUGAGAUCGAGGAGAAGACGGGGAAACUAGAGCAGCUGAAGUCUGUGCUGGAGAUGUAUGGUCACUUCUCAGGCAUCAACCGGAAGGUGCAGUUGACUUAUUAUCCUCAUGGAGUAAAAGCUUCUAAUGAGGGCCAAGCAGACCCACAGCAGGAGGCUGUAGCUCCAUCUCUCUUGCUGGUACUGAAGUGGGGUGGAGAACUGACUCCCGCUGGUCGUGUUCAGGCUGAGGAGCUGGGGCGAGCUUUUCGCUGCAUGUACCCUGGAGGACAGGGUGACUAUGCUGGCUUCCCCGGCUGCGGGCUGCUUCGGCUUCAUAGCACUUUCCGCCAUGAUCUCAAGAUCUAUGCGUCUGACGAGGGCCGCGUCCAGAUGACUGCCGCUGCCUUUGCCAAGGGCCUUUUGGCUCUAGAAGGGGAGCUGACACCCAUUCUGGUACAAAUGGUGAAGAGUGCCAAUAUGAACGGGCUCCUGGACAGUGACGGUGAUUCCUUGAGCAGCUGCCAGCACCGAGUGAAGGCUCAACUUCACCACAUUUUGCAGCGGGAUGCACCCUUUGACCCUGAGGAUUAUGAUCAGCUGGCUCCAACUGGAAGCGCUUCCCUACACAACUCCAUGGCUGUCAUUCAGAAUCCUGUAAAGGUCUGUGAUCAGGUAUUUGCCCUGAUUGAAAACCUUACUCACCAGAUCCAGGAACGGAUGCAGGACCCCAGAUCUGUAGAUUUGCAACUCUACCAUAGUGAGACACUAGAGCUAAUGCUACAGCGUUGGAGCAAGCUGGAGCGUGACUUUCGACAGAAGAGUGGACGCUAUGAUAUCAGUAAGAUCCCUGACAUCUAUGACUGUGUCAAGUAUGAUGUGCAGCACAAUGCGAGUCUGGGACUUCAAGGCACAGCAGAGUUGCUACGUCUCUCUAAGGCAUUGGCUGAUGUGGUCAUUCCCCAGGAGUACGGGAUCAGUCGGGAGGAGAAACUGGAAAUUGCCGUGGGCUUCUGUCUUCCACUGUUGCGGAAGAUACUACUUGACCUGCAGAGAACCCACGAGGAUGAGUCUGUCAACAAGCUGCAUCCCCUGUAUUCCCGAGGAGUGCUCUCCCCAGGCCGCCACGUCCGAACACGUCUCUAUUUCACCAGUGAAAGCCAUGUCCACUCCCUGCUCAAUGUCUUCCGUUACGGGGGACUUCUGGAUGAAACGAAGGAUGCACAAUGGCAGCGAGCUUUGGCUUAUCUUAGUGCCAUCUCGGAGCUCAACUACAUGACCCAGAUUGUCAUCAUGCUCUAUGAGGACAACACACAGGAUCCCUUAUCAGAGGAACGAUUCCAUGUGGAGCUGCACUUCAGCCCCGGAGUGAAAGGUGUCGAGGAAGAAGGCAGUGCACCCACUGGCUAUGGAUUCCGUCCAGCCUCCUCUGAGAAUGAGGAGAUAAAAACCGACCAGGGCAGCAUGGAGAACCUGUGCCCACAGAAGGCAUCAGAUGAACCAGACCGUGCACUGCAGACUUCACCCCAGCCCUCUGAGGGUCCUGGCCUCCCAAGGAGAUCACCCCUCAUUCGUAACCGAAAAGCUGGCUCCAUGGAGGUCAUGAACAUGCAGUGCACAGGGAACCUGGACCUGAUCCCCUUGCGGGGACGGCGCCGCCGGAGGUCAGGAGACCUCCCCCGGCCUUCCCCAGCCAUCAGCCUACAGCCCCGGGCUGUGUCCACCACUCACCUGGCGUCCUGCACACAGGUGCUUUCCGAGACUUCAUCUUCCAGGCCUGGCGGCUACCGGCUCUUUCUGUCUUCACGGCCACCUACGGAGAUGAAGCAGAGUGGCCUAGGCUCACAGUGCACAGGGCUAUUCAGCACCACAGUGCUGGGUGGCUCCUCCAGCGCCCCGAAUCUUCAGGACUACGCCCGCAGCCAUGGCAAAAAGCUACCGCCUGCCAGUCUGAAGCAUCGAGAUGAGUUCUUGUUUGUCCCGGCCGUAAAAAGAUUUUCUGUGUCGUUUGCAAAGCAUCCGACUAACGAGCUGCUGGAUGACCAGCACCCUGUGGUCCGGUUGCUGCGCCGUAUUUCCUCUGACUGCCCAGGGGGCCAGCCAGUCUCCUUGGAUGCCACGCUGGCGCAUCACCUGCACCAGUGCUCCUACCACCUGCGCCUCUUCCGGAACUGGCUGCGCUCAGGCCAGGAUGACCCCGAGUGCCUCUACGGAUUUGAAGGGUGCUCCAUGGUGCCUACCAUCUACCCCCUAGAAACACUGCAUAAUGCCCUUUCCCUGCGUCAAGUAAGUGAAUUCUUGAGUGGAGUCUGCCAGCGCCACACUGAUGCCCAAGCACAGGCAUCUGCAGCCCUCUUUGAUUCUAUGCACAGCAACCAGGCCUCCGAUGGCACCUUUUCCCCACCCCGCACUCUUCCUUCGCCCACCAUGCAGCUCCGGCAGCGCUCUGAGAAGCCCCCUUGGUACAGCAGUGGCCCUUCCAGCACUGUGUCCAGUGCUGGUCCUUCCUCCCCUACUGCAGCGGAUGGGAAUUGCCCAUUUGGCUUCAGUGGUCAACCCUCCCUAAGUUCACACGUGGCUGAAGAAUGUCAAGGCCUUGGGCUGCGCCAGGAGAUCCCUGGGAAUGGAGCACAAGAGCUCUUCAUAGAAGGAGAGCAAAAGCCUUUUGAACCAAACCAGGUCCCACAGGAACCACCUGUGGAAACCAGCCAGCCACGCCAGGAAGUUGCUGAGGUCAGCCAGCCAUGUCAUCAGGCCGCUGAUAUUAGCCAGCCAUGCCAGGAGGUCUCUGACAACAGCCAGCCAUGCAAGGAGACCCAUGAUGAUGUUAACCAGACAUGCCAGGAGGUCACUCAGAUCAACCAACUGUGCAAGAAAGUCUCUGAGGAAGCUUGCAAGCUUUUCCAGGAGAACCCUGAGGAGGCCAGCCUGCCAUGCCAAGAGGUCUCUGUGGAAGUUGGCAGGCUGGUCCAUGGGUUUCCUGAAAGGGUUGGUGGCCUGGUCCAGGAAAUCCUUGUGGAAGUUGGCAAGCCAGCCCAUGAGAUCCCUGAGGAGCUCAGCCAACCAUGCCAGGAGUUCUCUUUGGAGGUUGACAGACUGGCCCAAAAAGCUCCUGCAACCCAUCUCGUAUCUCAGGAUAUCCCUGAGGUUGAUACAGCAUCCCAGGAGUUCCCAGAAGGGGGUGACCUACAGGUUCAGGAGGGCCCUGAGGAGGUUAGUCAGCAGUCCUGUGUGGUCCCUGAGGUCAUCGAGCAGCUGCCUGGAGAGGAUGUUCCCCAAGUCCAGUAUCCAUCUAGUGAUCCAAACCCUCACUCAGAGCCAGUCUCUAGCCCAUGACCAAAACUUAUCCCUUCCACCAGCAACAUGUGAUUAAUCAUUUUCUCAUUGAUGGUGGUGUAGUAUACCAGCCAUUUGAGCUAGCAACUUUGUCUGUUGGCUCACUCACCUGCCAGCAUAAGGCCUUGGAUCUUACCAGGGUGUCUGAGGAAGCAGUCCUCUUGUCAUGAAGCAUGCCUGUGCUGGAGCUGGGCUUGGUGAGGGGCCCAUUUCGUGUUCAAACAGCCAUUGGCUCCUCACCAAGCCAUUAGAUUUGAAUAGGAUUUCCUUUAAGGGGUGGGCUGGUCUGUCAUUAUCCAGCCUCCUCUGAGCAACCCAGGAAGUUCCAGAUUGUUAAAGGAAAUGCCUCUUAACUGCUGAAGACACCAUCCCGGGACAAGUGCAAAAGGGGAUCCCAAGGCCUUCACUUUUCUGAGGAAAUAUUCAUAAUGUCUCAGAGUCCUUUAGACCAUAUGUGCAUUCAGGGGGACUCUUGUCCUGGCUAGCACUCCUCAGAUGGGCCCAGGAUGGCUGUCUGAAAUGUCUGGGAAAAAGAGUCCCCUUCCUAAACAAACAUCCAUCAUGGCCACUAAUCUUUAGAUUGGGCUUAUGGGUAUUUCCUUAUCAUCCCCAAGUGCCCUCUCUGCCCCUGUCCUGUGAAGAGGGCAAUCGCUCUAUGGAAAAAUAGGUAUUAGAUUGUUGUGAAAAUUUCAGAGUAACUACUUAAAAUGCUUUUGGGGUUCUUGACCAAUCUGUGAAGCGAGGCCUCUUUUGUUGUGGGGCUUUUUGGCUUAGAAGAUGCUGUAAUAGAGAAAAUCAGGUUCUAUUUUUAAGCAAUCAGCAGAGAUAAAUAUUGUACAGAUAUGAGCAAAGAUUAUAUAUAUAUAUGGUAGUGCCAGGGACAGACUGGCCAAAGAACAAACACUCUGGGGUUUCCAAGAGGUUUGUCCUUCUAUCAUUGUGUCUUUAGGGCCAGGUGUGAUUAUGAAGCUAAUCCCAAAGAUCUGGGCAUGGGAGUGAGGGUGGGUAUGAGGGGUAACGCUGUCAUUAGAGCGGGGGGCGGAACAUUAUGAGUGCUCAAUAAAUAUGAGGUAAUGAGAAUGGAAGAGGUGGUCAAAUCAUUGUGAACUAAAGAGUGAAUGUGACUAUAAGUCAAUCAGGUAUGUAACUGAAUCUGAACCAGUCAAAGGCCUUUUUAGUUGAGCAGGGACAGGCUAUAAAAAUAUACAGACCAGACAUCCCAGGAGGUCCCUAUGCCAAUCAACCCGCUAUCCCAAAAUGUCUGAAGUGAGUAGUGUUGUGGGGGAGAGAGGGUCUGUCUCUGUCAAACACCGGAGGGUACACAAGGCCUUUUCACCAGCUCCUUGGAAUCACGCUCUUAAGUUUUCUUCCGCUGCUUUGGAGUGUCAGGAAUUAACAUUAAGAGGUUAUACUCUAUUUAAUCCCUUGACAUUGGGAGAGCUCAGAGCACUAGGAGGGCUGGAAUAUCCCCCUGCCCAUAUAUUCACAUUCACAACUUGGCCUCUUCUUACAUACCCAGGACAUAUGAAGAGUUUCACUGAAGGGGGGAAAAUCCAACAUUUUACUCCAUGAAAAUCCUGACUGCAUAAGUGAGAGGUGUUUACAACCUCAGUAAGCUCUGGGUCUCUUAGGGCCCCUCCAUUCCUUACCUCUUUGGUGUUACCCUAUCUAAUGUGUCUGGUUAUUUGGUUCUCAACUCUUGACCUCAUGGAGAUGCCAACCCCUCUUCCUUCCCCAAACCAAAUGUUCAGGUACUGUCACCCACUUUCAGGAAUUAUGCUGUCUCCUUUUCUCCUUUAACACAUAUGUUCUCUGGCUUCCCUGGGUCCUGGAAUUGCUUCCAGUUAUCAAAGACAUUGAGAAAAACGACUAUGCUUAGAGAAGCCAGAACCCAGCAACUAAGCAAUAUGUGGAGUCAGAAGAACCCUAAGCAGCACUAUGGCAUCUGUAAUGAGCUUGAUUUAUUGUCAGAGUUGAAGGCGGCUCUGUUACAGCAGCUGGGAACUACAGCAGGGAAGUGUGGGGAGAAGCAGAGCACAGCAGCACGGGUUGGGUGGGAGCUAGGAAGGACACAGGCAGGCUCGUUUUGGUUUCCACACAGUCAUUUGGCAGAGAAGCUGAGUCCUGACGAGCGUCUGGAUUCCUCAGUCCAGCAGUAGUCUGGCAAGGCUGCUCAUUGGCUUGCUUGGGGUGAGGUCCUCUCCUGAGAUGGUAUUUUCAGCCUGUGUUCAUCUCACUCAGUAGGAGUUAAGCUUUUUAGCUCAGCUUCUUCUCCCUUUCCUUCCUCCUCCUCCUUUCCCCCGAGUCCUCUGGCAUGACCUCCCCCUCCCAGAUCCUCUCUAAGAGUCUGUAUGGGGCCGAAAAGGCAGCCAGCGUUCCCAUUUCAGCUGCAGGAUGGCAUAGUGGAAUGUUGGGGAGUCACACAUUGCUGAGGUGUCAGAUGUUGGGAUGUGCGGCAGUGGCUUAUUUUUAACCCAUUACACACCAGGCCACA
Pipistrellus kuhlii (Kuhl's pipistrelle) is the source of this 7805-nucleotide messenger RNA. RefSeq names its product diphosphoinositol pentakisphosphate kinase 1 (gene PPIP5K1). Gene Ontology annotation, cellular component: cytosol. The transcript is spliced from 32 exons. The record is from RefSeq and is a predicted model, not a curated record. Gene Ontology annotation, molecular function: diphosphoinositol pentakisphosphate kinase activity; inositol hexakisphosphate kinase activity; 5-diphosphoinositol pentakisphosphate 1-kinase activity. The coding region runs from base 614 to 5311 and encodes 1565 amino acids. Gene Ontology annotation, biological process: inositol phosphate biosynthetic process; inositol metabolic process. Lineage: Eukaryota; Metazoa; Chordata; Mammalia; Chiroptera; Vespertilionidae.